AUGUCAUUUUCUCUUUUGAAUUCCUUUAAAAAUCCGGAAGAAAAAUUCACAGCCUUCAAACCUGAUUUUCCCCCAAAAUUGACGGCUGAAGAAUUAACAUCGAUAGCUCGCCGAAAUGUUAGGAAAGCUGGUAAAGCCGCAAAAAUCCCUAAUGUUUUUUUGGUCUAUCGCAUCGAAGUUAAAAAUCAAUUAGCUCAAAAUAAACUUUAUCCCGGGAUGCGCGAACUUUCCACUAUUGCUUCAAAUCUUUGGAAACAAGAACCUGAAUAUGUUAAAGCGGAAUAUAAUCGAAUUAUGGUUGAUGCACAAAGUAGACUUGAAGAAAUAAGCAAUGGUUCUCUUCCGAUGCAAUUUGUCAGACUACAUCGAGUAAGAAAUGAAAAAAAUUCGAAAAAUUCAAAAUCAUCUUCGUCUAAUCCGAAUAUUGAACAUAUGAACAAUCCACUAAUACAUUCCGAUACGCAAGUUAAUCUGUCUCAGUUCUCAUCCACAAAUUAUUCAUUAUCCAAUGAAGUAACACCACCACAGAAUGGCGUACAAAAUUUGCUACCUCUUAUAGAGGGAAAUAAAUUGUAUGAUGAGACUUCUAAUCAAGUCUUUGAGCAAGACAGUCUAUUUAUGAAUGAAUAUAAUGCUGCAUCGCCAAAUUUGAGCAAUUUUGUGUCUCCAAAUCCCCAUUUCAAUCUCACAAGUCAAUUAGAAAAUUUUGAGCAUCGUUUGAUUAAUUUGGAAAAUGCCGUGAGAUCCUUGAGUCCUUCAUACUUCCACAACGUUAAUAAUGGAAUUUCAGCAAAUUUUGAGGAAAGAGUUUCAUAUUUGGAGAAUUUGGUCGCUUUAUUAUUAAUUGAAUGA
Molecule: messenger RNA, 852 nt
Organism: Ambispora leptoticha
Lineage: Eukaryota; Fungi; Glomeromycota; Glomeromycetes; Archaeosporales; Ambisporaceae
Source: the annotation of a GenBank genome assembly